AUGGAAGCAUUUGUGGAAAUUCUCGUAGAUACUUUGCAGUCCAUGAUCGAGGAGGAGCUUGGAUUGCUUGGUGGCGUUGCAACUGACAUGCAAAAGCUUUCAAGCUUGCUCUCCAUCACCAAGGCAGUGCUUGAAGAUGCAGAGCAGAAGCAAUUCACAGACAAGGCGAUACAACUCUGGUUUCAGAAGCUCAAUGGUGUUGCCUGUGAAAUAGAUGACGUAUUGGAUGAUUACGUAGCUGGAGCCUCAAGAAUCAAGUACAAAAAUUCUGGUUGUUUUAGUUUGAUGUGUUACCCUGUAGCAGGAAACUUAGUGUUUCGUCACAGGAUUGGGACAAGGAUGAAGGAGAUCCUUGAAAAAUUUAAUGCAAUAACUGAUGAGCGAAUAGAGCUUGGUUUGAGUGAUCAGAAGGGUGGGAGCUAUUUCAAUGCAAGCCGUGAGGCUGGUGCCGUGGUAAUUGAAGUAGUCCUAGGAAGGGACGAGGAAAAAGAUAAGAUUGUAGACAUCUUGAUGAAAGAAAAGGAUAGAGUCGAUCAAAAUGUAUCAGUGCUCCCUAUAGUGGGUUUUGGAGGCCUUGGAAAGACAACACUUGCCCAAUUGGUGUUCAAUGAUGAGCGCAUAGUCAAACAUUUUGAGCUGAAACUCUGGGUUUGGGUUUCAGAGGAUUUCGAUGUGAAAAGGAUUAUAAAAGCCUUAAUUGAGUCUGUAGAAAAGACUUCUAUUGGAGACUUAGCCUUGGCUCCUCUCCAAAGAAAGCUUCAAGAGUUGUUGAGAGGGAAAAGAUACUUGAUUGUACUGGAUGAUGUCUGGAAUGAGAAUCCAGAGGAAUGGGAGAAACUGAAUUCUGUUCUGGCAUGCGGAUCAAGUGGUAGUUCAACUGUCGUGACAACUCGUAAGCAAAAGGUUGCCACAAUAAUGGGAACAUUACAAACACAUCAUCUGUCGAGUUUGUCAGACUAUCAGUGUUGGUCACUGUUCAGGCAACGGGCAUUUGGCCGUCAAGAGGCUGAAGAAUAUCCUAACCUUGUAGUUAUCGGAAAAGAGAUUGUGAAAAAAUGUGGUGGUGUUCCUCUGGCUGCAAAGGCUCUUGGAGGCUUUCUACGAUUUAAAAGGCAAGAAAAUGAAUGGAACUCCGUCAAAUGCAGUGAAAUUUGGAACUUACCUGAAGAUGAAACACAUAUCUUGCCCGCAUUGAGAUUGAGCUACCUUAAUCUUCCAGUAGAGUUGAGAGGUUGCUUUGCAUAUUGUGCUGUAUUUCCCAAGGGCUCUGAAAUUGAAAAAGAAGAGGUAAUACAUUUGUGGAUGGCAAAUGGAUUGAUUUCUUCUAAUGGAACGAUGGAAGUGGAAGAUGUUGGUGAUGCUGUGGUGACUGAACUACAUCAUAGAUCACUGUUCCAAGCUGUGAAGAUAUUGUCUAGCUAUGGCUAUGUCCCUGCUUUUAGGAUGCAUGACCUUGUCCAUGAUUUGGCUCGAUCAGUAAUGGAGGCUAAACACAGUGGAACAGAGUCAAAUAGAGCCAUGAUGUUGGAUAUCACAGGCACUAACCAGUUUUCUUCUUUCUUGUCAGAAUGUGGUUCCCUGAGGACGCUCAUUGUAAGAUCAGCACAGUCGGAAGAAGUGCUUAUUAAGUUGCCACCUGCUGUAAGCAAACUGAAACAUUUAAGGCAUCUAAAUCUUUCAGCAUCUUUAAUUGUUGAACUACCCAAUUCAAUUUGUGGCUUGUGGAAUUUGCAAAUUUUAAACCUAAAUGAUUGUGAAUAUCUUCGGAGCCUACCCAAAGGCAUGAGAUUCCUCAGAAAUCUUCGACAUCUUUGUCUACACAGGUGCCGGAAUUUGACACACAUGCCAAGUGGAAUUGGGAAGCUAACUUGCCUGCGGACAUUGAGUAUGGUCGUCUUAGGUGGCAAAAGUGGCUUCCGGCUAAGUGAGUUGGGAGGCUUAAAUAACCUUCGAGAAGAGCUAACAAUUGAGCACCUUGAGAGGGUUGAAGACAAAAAGCAUGCAGAAGAAGCUUGCUUAAUUAGAAAACAGGGUCUCCGCAAGUUGCAUUUGAAUUGGGAUUCCGGAAGAAUGUUUCAACAGUACAACGAUGAGGAAGUGCUCGAAGCCUUGAAACCCUGCCCCAGCCUUCAAUAUCUGAGUAUAAGCCGCUUCAACGGUUCAUCAUUAUUUCCAUCUUGGAUUUCAACUGUAACAACUGUUCGUGUGUUCAACAGUGCAGCAGAGUACAUAGUUGGGGCCCAGGAAAGUACUACUACUACUCCAGGGGUGAAAGAGCUGACGUUAGAGUACAUGCCCAACCUAAAAGGAAUGUUAGGAAGAGAAGUCCAAGGUACUGCUAGUACUCCAAGAGUAUUCUCUCAACUUCAAUCCUUGUCUUUUGGCCAUUGCCCAACGUUGACAUUGCCACUGCCACAUAUGCCAUCCCUGAAGAAGUUACACGUCAGGUACUGCGGCCCGAACAUGGCAUGGGUUUCAAUCUCCAAUCUCACUAGUCUUCAAUGCCUUAUACUUGAGUCGAUUGAAGGAUUUAGUUGUUUUCCAGAAGAGAUGCUACAAAAUCUUAGUCUUCUUGAAUCCCUGAGAAUAUUUUGGGUGAGAGAUCUACGAGCCUUACCCAGAAGCUUGGCUAGCCUCACGGCUUUGAAGGAAUUGACCAUCGAGCACUGUCGAGAGCUGGAGUCUCUGCCAGAAGAAGGAUUGCGAGGCCUUGCUUCUUUGCAGGAACUCCAUUUGGUCGGAUGCGAUAAUUUGGUGAGUCUCUCAAUGGGGACUAAAGCCCUCAAAUCCCUGACUCAUCUACGCAUCAUAGUUUCAAAGCUAACAGCUCUGCCAGAGGAAGUCAAAUAUUUCCCCGCACUACAGAAACUACAUCUGUCCGGUUUUCGCAAUCUAACUUCACUGCCAGACUGGUUUGGAGACCACCUCACUUCUCUUCAACACCUGGAACUAGUAUUUUGUCAGAAGCUUGAAACACUUCCAUCCAGCAUUCAAAUGAUGACAACACUCCAAAGUUUGACUAUACGUCACUGCGACCUACUGGGACCACGGUGUGAAAGGGGAGGAGAGGAAUGGCACAAAAUUAAGCACAUCCCGAAUCUGGAAAUUCGGUAA
Messenger RNA from Coffea eugenioides, 3114 nucleotides. RefSeq names its product putative disease resistance protein RGA3. The record is from RefSeq and is a predicted model, not a curated record. Gene Ontology annotation, molecular function: ADP binding. The coding region runs from base 1 to 3114 and encodes 1037 amino acids. Lineage: Eukaryota; Viridiplantae; Streptophyta; Magnoliopsida; Gentianales; Rubiaceae. The transcript has a single exon. Gene Ontology annotation, biological process: defense response to other organism.